This is a messenger RNA of Puntigrus tetrazona (Sumatra barb), 4038 nucleotides long. RefSeq names its product sorting nexin 13 (gene snx13). Gene Ontology annotation, biological process: positive regulation of GTPase activity. The record is from RefSeq and is a predicted model, not a curated record. Gene Ontology annotation, cellular component: early endosome. Gene Ontology annotation, molecular function: phosphatidylinositol binding. Bases 148 to 3048 code for a protein of 966 amino acids. Lineage: Eukaryota; Metazoa; Chordata; Actinopteri; Cypriniformes; Cyprinidae. The transcript is spliced from 26 exons.
UCGGCUUGUCGAGCUCGCGCUCAUGGCGGCUGCAGGCAGGGCGCGCGCAGUCCCGAAGCGCUUCAGUUUAUGAACGCGAGAAGAAAGGAAAACGUUAAAAAUGCGGCGGGGAUAAACCCAACGGCCCCCGGGUUUGCGUUUUAAAUAAUGUUUGCAGAGGCCAGUCUGUCCAUCUGGGGAUGGGGGGGUCUGGGAGUCGUCCUCUUCCUCAUCACUUUUGGACCCUUUGCCAUCUUUUAUCUGGCCUUCUACAUCCUCUGUUUCAUUGGCGGGGGUUUUGUAGUGCUGCUUUUAUUUGGAAAGAUAAACUCAGAGAAACACCUGGAAAGGUGUGAACACUCCUACCUGCCAUCAACACACACGGCUGUACUGAAGGUUUUGGAGGAGAUGAAAGCAGAGUCCAAACCCAUAAAGAUCGACCGCCGGCUGACGGGAUCCAGUAUCAUAGACGAGCCACUGCAGCAGGUCAUUCAGUUCGCUCUGAGGGACUAUAUCCAGUAUUGGUAUUACACACUAAGUGACGAUGAAACGUUCCUCUUGGAGAUCCGUCAGACGGUCCAGAACGCACUCGUUGAGUUCUCCACCAGGUCUAAAGAGGUGGACUGGCAGCCGUAUUUCACCACCAGACUGGUGGACGACUUUGCGACUCAUCUGCGUGUUUUCAGGAAAGCUCAGGAGAGGCUGAACGAGAGAGAAGAUCCGAAACAACGUGACGCUCCAGACGAGUUGCUGGACUCGUUUUUUGAGGCGGAGGUGGAAAUGGAGAGGAAGAUCUGCAGAGAUGUCGUGUGCACGUCACGCAAGGAUGAAGAAGGUUACCUGCGGGAUCUCUGUGAAGUGCUGCUGUAUCUGUUACUACCUCCUGGAGAUUUCCACAACAAGAAUAUGAGAUACUUCCUCAGGGAAGUCCUGGCCAGAGGAGUUCUGCUGCCCUUAAUUAACCAGCUGAGUGACCCUGAUUACAUCAACCAGUUCAUCAUCUGGAUGAUUCGUGACUCCAGCUGUAACUACGAGGCCUUCUUGAACAUCUUAAAGCUGACAGACAAAGUGGCCGAGCUGGAGGCCGUCAAAGACAAAGUCCUGGAGGAGCUUCAGUACCUCCGCUCUCUGGACACUGGAGCAGACGAUAUCAACUAUAUAAAGAAUCAAAUCAAUAGUUUGCUCUUUGUGAAGAAAAUCUGUGAAACACGGAUACAAAGGCUACAAUCAGGGAAGGAAGUGGACGCAUUGAAACUUGCAGCUAAUUUUGGGAAGCUGUGUGUGAUUCCACUGGAACAUAUAUUAGUGCACAACAUCGCUCUGCAGUUCUUCAUGGACUACAUGCAGCCCAUGGGCGGCCAGGCGAUCCUGUUCUUCUGGCUGACGGUGGAGGGCUAUCGGGUCACGGCCCAGCAGCAGCUGGAGGUCUUACAGAGCAGCCAGAGAGAUGGGAAGAGGCAGAGCAGCCAGACCACCAAAGGCCUGCUGAGAGCCGCCGCGCUCGGCAUCUACGACCAGUACCUGUCCGAGAAGGCCUCUCCCAGGGUGCAGGUGGACGAAGCGUCAGUAACCAGGCUGGCUCAGAAACUCAACAAAGAGGAUCCCACACCAGAGAUAUUUGAUGAAAUCCAGAAAAAGGUGUAUGAUACGAUGUUGCGGGAUGAGAGGUUUUACCCAUCGUUUAAGCAGCACCCGCUGUACGUGAGGAUGCUGGCCGAGCUGGACAUGCUGAAAGAGCCCAGUUACAGAGGGUCGGACGACGGGGACGGAGAGUCGUUUAACGGGUCUCCAACAGGAAGCAUUAACUUAUCAUUAGAUGAUCUCAGCAGCGGCAGCGUGGACGAGUCUGCUCAGCUCCACGCCUUCAUCUCUGAUACGGCUGAUGCGUUUCUAAACCAACUUCCUGUGGCAGGCGUGUGUAACGAUCACGGGAAGACGUACGCUCUCUACACCAUCACCGUCAUACGCAAGAACUCGGACGGCAGCGAGGACAUCUGGAAGACGUACCGCCGCUACAGCGAUUUCCACGACUUCCACAUGCGCAUCACAGAACAGUUUGAGAGCCUCGGUCCGAUUCUCAAGCUUCCUGGCAAGAAGACCUUUAACAACAUGGACAGGGAGUUUUUGGAGAAGAGGAAAAAGGACCUGAACGCUUAUUUGCAGCUGCUGUUGAAUCCUGAGAUGAUGAAGGCCUGUCCCAUGCUGAUCCCCUACGUCUAUGACUUCCUGGAGAACAAAGCCUACAGCAAGGGCAAAGGAGACUUUGCACGCAAGAUGGACACGUUUGAGAACCCUCUCCGGAGCUCCAUGCGGAAUGUGUCCAAUGCCGUGAAGUCACUGCCGGACAGCCUGGCCGAGGGGGUGUCCAAAGUCUCGGCGGACAUGGGCCGCAUGUCUGAGAAACUUGGCCAGGAUAUUAAACAGUCCAUAUUUAAGGUGCCUCCUUUAAUCGCAAAGUCUGACAUCGACCCCGAACACUGCCGCGUCUCGGCUCAGCUGGACGACAAUGUGGAUGAUAAUAUUCCACUGAGGGUGAUGUUGCUGCUGAUGGACGAGGUGUUUGAUCUGAAGGAGAGAAAUCAGUGGCUGCGGAGAAACAUCAAAAACCUUCUCCAGCAGCUCAUCAAAGCCACGUACGGAGACACCAUUAACAGGAAAAUCGUGGAUCACGUCGACUACAUGACGUCGCCUGAGCAAGUGUCUGACUAUGUGAAGAGAUUCAGAGACUCUUACUGGCCAAACGGGAUCCUCGCCGAGACGCCGCCCCGCAGAGACAAAAGCUUACGCAUGAGGACGAGAGUCGCCGCCAAAACCACACUCCUGGGCAUCAUGCCAGAUGAGUUGAAGCACAUCAUCGGGGCGGAGACCACACGCAAGGGCAUCCUGCGCGUCUUCGACAUGUUCCAGCACCAGCCCCUGAACCGCCGGCUGGCCUGCGUCUUUCUGGAGGGCUUCCUGGAGACCCUGUUCCCUCAGUACAAGUUCCCCGAGCUGUUCGUCAAGCUCCACUCGCGUUCUCCUCGAGUGCUCAGAUAUUCACAGAAGUUGCGCGGCUUGCACAAGAGGUGACAGACGGACGCUUCUCCCGCCGACGCUGAGGGGAAGGAGGAGCUCCACGCGCUCCGACACGCGCCUCCCUCGUAGUGCCUCGUGGCUGCUCUCGUUUAAAGCACUGUAUCGACGCGGCCGUAGCGUAGCGGACUCCAUCUCAUCGUCGUGAAGCGCUCGGUCACAUCCGGCGGAAGACUGCGGCGCCCGAGCACCGAGCCAUCGCUCUUUCCGUUUGCCGUGCGUUUCUGAUCUGAUGUUUUGAAUGACACUGUGUAGAUAUAUAUAUAUAUAUACGAUUUGUUUGGUUUAUUUCGGGGGGGGGGGUUUGUUUUGUAUUCGGCAUCGGGCGGCGAAGGAGAUCCGACCGAAGCAACCUAUGCACCUUAACACGUCACAACCGUAUGAGGAGGGUCGGCAUCGAUGAAUCGCGAUCGUUGAAAAAGGCGGAACGCUUUCCUGCCCAACCGAUCGGUUUGCGUGAAGUGGGUGGGGUUUAAACAGGCCACGCCCCUCUGCCUUGCUGACAUGUGAUACUUAAGCUAAUCUAACAUGAUUUAAAGGGAUGCUUAAUGCAAAAAAACGAACAUUUGCUGAAGAUGCGCUCAGCCACAGGCCGUGCAGGAUGUAGAUCUGGAGAAAUGGCAUCGCUUCACUUGCUCAGCAGUAGAUCCUGAAUGGGUGCCGUGAGAAGAGUCCGUAAUAACGCUUCCUCCCAAAUCUUGCCACGUAUUUGUUUAGAGCUCAUGAUUUGCUUUGGAUUGUUUGUGCUUGAUCCUUGCAGAUUUCUCUCUCUCUUUCCACUGCAGGAAGCUUUACAAAGGUUUCCGGACUCUAAAACGAUAGUUUUAUUUCAUAUGAACACGUAGCUGGUUUCUUCUUAAAACGUAACGCGAUCUUUUUUAUCAGCAGUUUGGGCUCUCGGUCUGACGGCACCCAUUCACCGCAGAGCAUGCAUUGCUGAGUAAGUGACGCAACCGUACGUUUCUGUAAAAUCCUUUCUAACAAAAA